UCCUCAUCCCGCUCACUCUGAAUCUGAAGGAUUCUUCUCUUCUCUUCUCUUCUCUUCUCUAAAACCCUCAACCAUGUAUCUAUACAGUCUCACCCUACAGCGACCCACCGGCAUCGUCUGCGCCAUCAACGGCAACUUCUCCGGCGGCAAGGUACAAGAAAUCGCCGUCGCCAGAGGCAAGGUUCUCGAUCUCCUCCGCCCCGACGACAACGGCAGGAUCCAAACCAUCCUCUCCGUUGAGGUCUUCGGCGCCAUCAGGUCCCUCGCCCAGUUCCGCCUCACCGGCGCUCAGAAGGACUACAUCGUCGUCGGUUCCGACUCCGGCAGAAUCGUCAUCCUCGACUACAACAAGGAGAAGAAUGUCUUCGACAAAGUCCACCAGGAAACGUUCGGUAAAUCUGGCUGCCGACGCAUCGUCCCGGGGCAGUACCUCGCCGUGGAUCCCAAAGGCAGGGCCGUCAUGAUCGGUGCUUGUGAGAAGCAGAAGCUGGUUUAUGUGCUGAAUAGGGAUACUGCUGCUAGGUUAACGAUUUCUUCCCCUUUAGAAGCUCAUAAGUCUCAUACUUUAGUUUUUUCCAUUUGUGGGGUUGAUUGUGGUUUUGAGAACCCCAUUUUUGCUGCUAUAGAGUUGGAUUACUCUGAGGCUGAUCAGGAUUCUACUGGUAUGGCUGCUUCUGAAGCUCAGAAGCAUUUGACUUUCUAUGAGCUUGAUUUGGGUCUCAACCAUGUUUCUAGGAAGUGGUCUGAUCAGGUUGAUAAUGGUGCUAAUUUGCUUGUUACUGUUCCUGGUGGUGCUGAUGGCCCUAGUGGGGUGCUUGUUUGUGCUGAGAAUUUUGUUAUUUAUAAGAAUCAGGGGCAUCCUGAUGUUAGGGCUGUGAUUCCUCGACGUGCUGAUUUGCCGGCUGAGCGUGGGGUUCUUAUUGUGUCGGCUGCCAUGCAUAAGCUCAAGACCAUGUUCUUCUUCCUGCUGCAGACUGAGUAUGGGGACAUUUUUAAGGUCACCUUGGAUAAUGAUGGUGACCAUGUAUCUGAGUUGAAGAUUAAGUAUUUUGAUACUAUUCCCGUUACGGCUUCCAUGUGUGUGCUGAAGUCAGGGUUCUUGUUUGCAGCCUCUGAGUUUGGAAACCAUGCUUUGUAUCAGUUUAAGGCAAUAGGGGAUGAUGAUGAUGUGGAGGCUUCGUCUGCUACGCUGAUGGAAACUGAAGAAGGUUUUCAGCCGGUGUUUUUCCAGCCCAGAAGGCUGAAGAACCUUGUUAGGAUUGAUCAGGUUGAGAGUUUAAUGCCAGUUAUGGAUAUGAAGGUCAGUAACCUCUUUGAAGAGGAAACUCCUCAGAUUUUUACACUCUGUGGCCGUGGUCCUCGAUCCACUCUGAGGAUUUUGAGAACUGGUUUAGCUGUUAGUGAGAUGGCAGUUUCCAGGCUUCCUGGUGUACCUAGUGCUGUUUGGACUGUUAAGAGGACUGUGUUUGAUGAGUUUGAUGUGUAUAUCGUUGUUUCGUUCACAAAUGCCACGCUUGUGCUUUCCAUUGGUGAGACAGUUGAAGAAGUUGAUGACAGUGGAUUUCUUGACACUACUCCCUCCCUCGCCGUGUCUUUGAUAGGUGAAGAUUCUCUGAUGCAGGUCCACCCGAAUGGUAUUAGGCACAUUAGGUCGGAUAGGCGUGUGAAUGAGUGGAGAACUCCUGGAAAGAGGACGAUUUCAAAAGUAGGAUCAAACAGACUUCAAGUGGUUAUUGCACUGAGUGGAGGGGAGCUUAUCUAUUUUGAAGUGGAUGUAACUGGUACUGGUCAGUUGUUGGAGGUGGACAAGCAUGAAAUGUCUGGAGAUGUUGCUUGUUUGGACAUUGCUCCAGUGCCUGAAGGCAGGCAAAGGUCUCGUUUUCUUGCAGUUGGCUCAUAUGACAAGACAAUUCGAAUCUUAUCACUGGAUCCCGAUGAUUGUAUGCAGACACUGAGUGUACAAGGCGUUUCUUCACCUCCAGAGUCUCUACUUUUCCUCGAAGUCCAAGCAUCUGUUGGUGGUGAGGAUGGUGCAGAUCAUCCUGCUAGCCUUUUCCUGAACGCUGGUUUACAGAAUGGUGUCUUAUUUAGGACUGUGGUGGAUAUGGUUACAGGUCAGCUUUCUGAUUCUCGUUCCAGAUUCUUAGGAUUGAGAGCCCCAAAACUUUUUCCCAUUGUUGUAAGAGGGAAGCGUGCUAUGCUUUGCUUAUCAAGUCGACCUUGGCUAGGUUAUAUUCACCAAGGACAUUUCCUUUUAACACCCCUUUCAUAUGAAACCCUUGAAUAUGCUGCCUCUUUUUCAUCUGACCAAUGUGUGGAAGGUGUAGUUUCUGUUGCUGGUGAGGCAUUGAGAAUUUUUACCAUUGAAAGAUUAGGAGAAACAUUCAAUGAGACUGUAAUUCCGCUAAGAUACACACCAAGGAAAUUUGUGCUACAACCCAAACGGAAGCUUUUGGUGAUGAUUGAGAGCGAUCAAGGAGCUUUUACGGCAGAAGAGCGUGAAGCUGCAAGGAGAGAAUGUUUUGAGGCUGCUCAAGCUGGGGAAAAUGGGAAUGGAAAUGCAGACCAAAUGGAGAAUGGUGGGGAGGAUGAGGAUAGAGAUGAUCCGCUCUCGGAUGAGCAUUAUGGUUAUCCUAAAGCUGAAUCAGACAAGUGGGUUUCCUGCAUCAGAGUUCUUGAUCCUAGGUCAGGAACUACAACCUGUCUCUUGGAGCUUCAGGAGAAUGAGGCCGCAUUCAGCAUAUGCACAGUAAAUUUCCAUGAUAAGGAAUAUGGAACUCUUUUAGCUGUUGGCACUGCAAAGGGACUGCAAUUUUUGCCUAAAAAGAGUUUAGCUGCCGGAUUUAUUCAUAUAUAUAGGUUUGUAGACGAGGGAAGAUCUCUUGAACUUCUUCACAAAACCCAGGUUGAAGGUGUUCCUCUUGCUCUAUGUCAGUUUCAAGGAAGAUUACUUGCAGGAAUAGGACCUGUGCUCAGGCUAUAUGAUCUAGGAAAAAGGAGAUUAUUAAGAAAAUGUGAGAAUAAGCUAUUCCCAAACACAAUUGUCUCUAUUCAGACAUAUCGUGAUCGAAUUUAUGUUGGUGACAUCCAAGAGUCUUUCCAUUAUUGCAAGUAUAGAUGGGAUGAAAACCAACUUUACAUAUUUGCUGAUGAUUGCGUUCCAAGAUGGCUUACUGCUUCAUACCACAUAGAUUUCGACACCAUGGCUGGUGCAGACAAGUUUGGAAAUAUCUAUUUUGUGCGGUUGCCGCAGGAUGUUUCUGAUGAGAUAGAAGAAGAUCCUACUGGUGGGAGGAUCAAGUGGGAGCAGGGAAAGCUGAAUGGAGCUCCCAAUAAGAUGGAAGAAAUUGUACAAUUUAAUGUUGGUGAUGUGGUCACAAGCUUGCAAAAGGCAUCUCUUAUACCUGGUGGUGGAGAGUGUAUUGUAUAUGGAACAAUUAUGGGAAGUAUUGGGGCAUUGCAUGCUUUUACUUCACGUGAUGAUGUUGAUUUCUUUUCUCAUUUGGAGAUGCAUCUGAGGCAGGACUAUCCACCUUUGUGUGGAAGAGAUCACAUGGCUUAUAGAUCUGCCUAUUUUCCCGUUAAGGAUGUGAUUGAUGGUGAUCUAUGCGAGCAAUUCCCAACAUUGCCAAUGGAUUUGCAGAGAAAAAUUGCUGAUGAAUUAGACAGAACUCCGGCAGAGAUACUGAGAAAACUAGAGGAAGUGCGAAAUAAGAUUAUUUAAGAAAUGAUCAUCUCAGAGGCGAUAACGGAACUGUUUAUCGUUUGCCCAUAGUUAGUCACUAACCAAGUGAAGAAAGCUCGUGUUUCCCAUUCAUACGGGGAAGCAAUGAUUUCUUGUGCGCUACUUUAUGCAAGAGGGAAGAUUCGUCCGUGACUAUUUGUACUCUGUAUUGUUAACAUGAAACCCAUAUCCUCGGUUGGCAAUUUAUGUUGUAAUUAAUCGUAAUUUUUUUGUUCUGUUAAUUAAGGAAGGGUUUGGAAAACCACUUCUCCGGUUUGUAACUUUUCGAGACAAAACCUAAGGAUGAACACAUCUUUCAAUGAAAAGAGGUUUUUUUAGUUUCAA
Messenger RNA from Lotus japonicus, 4069 nucleotides. RefSeq names its product spliceosome-associated protein 130 A. The transcript is spliced from 4 exons. Bases 74 to 3724 code for a protein of 1216 amino acids. Gene Ontology annotation, biological process: mRNA splicing, via spliceosome. NCBI's taxonomy places the organism in Eukaryota, Viridiplantae, Streptophyta, Magnoliopsida, Fabales, Fabaceae. Gene Ontology annotation, cellular component: nucleus; U2 snRNP. The record is from RefSeq and is a predicted model, not a curated record. Gene Ontology annotation, molecular function: U2 snRNA binding; protein binding.